CUGGCGGAGACGGGCGGGUUUAAAGCGCUCGGCGAGGGCGGGCGCGGUUCCCCCGCGGCCGGGGAGCGAUGGCGGCGGCCGGGCCGGGCCCCGGGGCCGGCGGCGCGGUGAAGACGCUGGCCCUGGUGCUGGAGGAUGAGGCCCGGCGCGGCGGAGGCGGCGGCGGAUACUGCAGCGGGGACACGGUGUCCGGGCAGGUGCUGCUGGAGCUGGCGGGGCCGCUGCCGCUCCGCGGGCUGCGCCUGGAGGCCGCGGGCCGGGCGCGCGUCGCUUGGAGCGAGAGCCCCGGCGCGGUGCCCGGGGCGGGCACGUGGGGGGUGGCGGUGCGGGCCCCGGGGCCGGGGCCGCGGCGGGAGGCGGAGGUGCGGUACCUGGACAUCCGACAGAGCCUCCUGCGGGACCCGCCCGAAGGUGAGGAAAACUUAAUUCUUCUAGAUGGAAGACACGAAUUUCCGUUCAGCUUUCAGCUUCCUCAAGAACCUCUGGUGACCUCUUUUACUGGGAAGUAUGGCAGUAUCCAGUACUACGUGAAAGCAGUUCUGGAGAGGCCUGCUGUACCUGACCAGAGUGUGCAGACUGAGCUGCAGGUCAUCAGCCAUAUCGAUGUCAGCUCACCAGCUCUCUUGACACCUGUUCUAAGAAGUCAGGAGAAGAUGGUUGGCUGUUGGUUUUUCACCUCUGGGCCAGUGUCUCUCAGUGCCAAAAUUGAGAGGAAGGGAUACUGUAAUGGGGAAGCCAUCCCAAUCUAUGCAGAAAUUGAGAACUGCUCUUCUCGUUUGAUUGUUCCAAAAGCUGCCAUUUUCCAAACACAAACUUACCUGGCCAGUGGGAAGACAAAAACCUUCCGUCAGAUGGUUGCCAAUGUCCGAGGAAACCACAUUGCCUCUGGGAGUACAGAUACCUGGAAUGGGAAAACUCUGAAAAUCCCACCUGUAUCCCCAUCUAUACUUGACUGCUGCAUUAUUAGAGUAGAAUAUUCAUUAGCUGUGUAUAUCCAUAUUCCUGGUGCUAAGAAAUUGAUGAUUGAAAUGCCUCUGGUGAUUGGCACUAUUCCAUGUAUUGGAUUUUCAAGCAGAAACUCCAGCAUUACCAGCCAGUUUAGUAUGGAUAUGAGUUGGCUGGCAUUGACCAUGCCUGAACACCCUGAAGCACCACCAAAUUAUGCUGAUGUAGUGUCUGAGGAAGAGUUUUCCAGACAUGUUCCUGCUUAUCCACCACCCAUUGACUGUGAGGAACAGUUGUGUUGUCCUGUCUUUGCUUACAUACAAGAGUUCCGGUUUCAGCCUCCACCUCUUUAUUCAGAGAUUGAUCCACAUCCAACUGAUGUAGAAGAAGUUCAGCCCGUUUCAUUCAUGCUCUGAAGAGGAUUUAUAAUGAGCAUCAUUGUGAUGAAUGUCUUAAUCUUUUCUGCUGCUUAAGCUGGUAGUGCAGCUAAAAAGGA
Poecile atricapillus (Black-capped chickadee) is the source of this 1441-nucleotide messenger RNA. It is a transcript of the gene ARRDC4, whose product is annotated as arrestin domain containing 4. The transcript has 8 exons. Gene Ontology annotation, cellular component: cytoplasm; plasma membrane. Lineage: Eukaryota; Metazoa; Chordata; Aves; Passeriformes; Paridae. Bases 69 to 1361 code for a protein of 430 amino acids. The record is from RefSeq and is a predicted model, not a curated record. Gene Ontology annotation, biological process: protein transport. Gene Ontology annotation, molecular function: ubiquitin-like ligase-substrate adaptor activity.